GCAGAGAGACAAUAAUUCUCCUUUCCUUGGAAAACCCCAUUUGCUAUUGUGCUCGUCCAAUCGCUGGAUGCCCUCGGCUCGUUACGCGUUUGACUUGACGUUUCACUGUACUACUGCUUCCGUCUCCCUCUCCUCCCGCUGGCACCGAGGAGAUCCCCGUCCCGUCUCUGCCAUGACUCCUCAUCCGAUCACAGCGCAAAGGCAGCGGCGCUUGAAAUGACUGCUGGGACUUUCGGUCGCCUAAACGCUCGAUCAAGAGAGGAUUCGCUUGGUUUUUGCGUAAAAAACACCGUGAGCUCGGGAAAACAUGCAGGAGAAGCUGACGGACAACCAGACUCCCACUUCAUCGAGGGCGUCGUCGUUUUUCAUCGAGAAUCUGCUGGGCACGGGGCGGAAUAGGCAGGAUUCUGCGUCGGACAGCAGUCGAGGGGAUGCUGGUGUGGAGACCGUCUCUAACGGCCGAGUCCUGAACUCACAUCACGCCGACACCAGCGCUCCGGUUCCCGAUGGCUCCAGCUCCACAGCCCGGUCCCCAUACAGAGACUCGCCGUUGCAGUGGUACCGCGGGGGGACCACUGCCUUGAACUCCAGAGCUUUGGAAACACCACACAGUCCAAGGGAUAACACAAACUCAGAGGACCACUGCUGCUCUAUAUCGACCAGUGACAGAGGUUCCCCUGCGGUGUCUGAGUCGAUAACGGAGGGCAGCGACGAAACCGACAGGAAAACGGGCGACAGCAACCUGGUGGACGACAACGAGGACGCGCAGAACGGGUUGGACGCGCGGUCAGAGCAAGACGCUUCCUCUGACCCGAGCUCCACCCGGAAGAAAAAGACCCGAACUGUGUUUAGCCGCAGUCAGGUGUUUCAGCUAGAGUCCACCUUCGACGUGAAGCGGUACCUGAGCAGCUCAGAGAGAGCGGGGCUGGCAACGUCCCUCCACCUGACGGAGACGCAGGUCAAAAUCUGGUUCCAGAACCGGAGGAAUAAAUGGAAGAGACAGCUGGCGGCGGACCUGGAGGCUGCACAUAUCCCAAACUCAACCCAGCGGAUUGUCAGAGUCCCCAUCUUGUAUCACGAGGGACCCGCACCCACUGCAACGCUGGGUUUCAACUUGAACGGACAUCAAGUCUCUGCACCCGUCGCGGGCUUCUCCAACUCCAUCAACUACCCUCUGUCCUCGUUUGCUCACUCCAUGAGCAUGUUGAGAUCACAGAUGACCGGCUUGGUGUAAAGACUGAUAUAUCAAACUGUUCUGUUUGUUAAUAUAAAUUCACCCUAUUGAUACUGUGCAAUAACCCACAAUGCCGCAAGAAAACUGCUGACUGCAUCCAAAGAUAAGAGCCGCAGAGACCGUAAUAAAAACACUAAAUAAUGACUCUUCUCUAUAUUUCUGUUUAUAAGCCUCUGCAAGAGUCUCUUCUCUUGUAACAGUAUAGACUAUAAUAAACAGUGAAGCAUGGAGGCCGAAGCUGUUCAUGUACUGUUUGAAUACACACAUAUUUUUGCAAACUUUUAUAUUUAAAGCC
This is a messenger RNA of Thunnus maccoyii (southern bluefin tuna), 1529 nucleotides long. It is a transcript of the gene hmx1, whose product is annotated as H6 family homeobox 1. Lineage: Eukaryota; Metazoa; Chordata; Actinopteri; Scombriformes; Scombridae. Gene Ontology annotation, cellular component: nucleus. The coding region runs from base 308 to 1234 and encodes 308 amino acids. The record is from RefSeq and is a predicted model, not a curated record. Gene Ontology annotation, biological process: regulation of transcription by RNA polymerase II; negative regulation of DNA-templated transcription. Gene Ontology annotation, molecular function: DNA-binding transcription factor activity, RNA polymerase II-specific; RNA polymerase II transcription regulatory region sequence-specific DNA binding. The transcript is spliced from 2 exons.